Messenger RNA from Hevea brasiliensis (rubber tree), 1968 nucleotides. RefSeq names its product heat shock factor protein HSF30. The record is from RefSeq and is a predicted model, not a curated record. The transcript is spliced from 2 exons. Lineage: Eukaryota; Viridiplantae; Streptophyta; Magnoliopsida; Malpighiales; Euphorbiaceae. Gene Ontology annotation, cellular component: nucleus. Gene Ontology annotation, biological process: regulation of transcription by RNA polymerase II. The coding region runs from base 199 to 1503 and encodes 434 amino acids. Gene Ontology annotation, molecular function: DNA-binding transcription factor activity; RNA polymerase II cis-regulatory region sequence-specific DNA binding.
GGUAAAGGCCUUCUAAAAGAGGCGACACGUGGCAACUCUCCGUCAUUUUCAUAGGCGGUCUCUCUCCCUCUCAUACGGCCAUUGAGAUUUUAUUUCUUUCGUUUUCAACAAGUUUGUUGCCAAAACGCAAAACCCCUUCAACAAUCAGCUAAAACUGAGGAUGAUAAACCCCUAAAAUCACUAACUGCUGUCAAAACCAUGGAAAUGCCAGUUGUGCACGAAUCCAGUCGCGUCACUUGCGCCGCCUGCGGUGAAGCCAGCCUUGGUGGGCUCCCUCUUUCUUCCUCUCCAUCCAUUAAGACUGCAGAAAUACAAAAGGCGGCGGCGGAGGAGACCCUCAAGGUAGCGACAAUCAAAGCAGAGGAGGAAGAGGAGGGGGAAGAGGAUAAAGGGGCCAUUGCCAUAGUCCAGUCUGGUAAAUGCUUUAAUGGUGGUAGCGGUGAAGUUGAGGGUGUUAGUGACAAUCGGUCAUUAUCUUCGAGUUUUUCAGUGGAUUUGCCCAAAUCCAUGGAGGGUUUACACGAGACGGGUCCGCCACCGUUUUUAAAGAAGACUUUUGAGAUGGUGGAGGAUCCGGAGACGGAUUCCACUGUGUCUUGGAGUAAAAAUCGGGAUAGUUUAAUCGUCUGGAACGCUCAUGAGUUUUCCAAACAUUUGCUUCCUAAAUACUUCAAGCACUGUAAUUUUUCCAGCUUCGUUCGCCAGCUCAACACCUAUGGUUUUAGAAAGAUUGAUCCCGAUAGAUGGGAGUUUGCAAAUGAAGGGUUUCGAGGAGGGAACAAACAUUUGCUCAAGAACAUCAAGAGAAGAAGUAGGUACAACAAGCAGCAACAAGGAGCAGCAGGCGGUGAUGAUUCGGCUAAACCUGGUUUGGAAGCCGAACUUGAAAGUUUGAAGAAUGAUCAGGACUUAUUGAGGAUCGAAAUCCUCAAUCUUAAGCAGCAACAAGAGAACUCGGAGAAUCAACUGAGUAUUGUUGAACAGCGCAUUGGAGUUGCAGAGUGCAAGCAGUUGCAGAUGUUCAUUUUCCUAGCUAAAGCUGCUAAGAACCGUGCCUUUAUUCAAAAUCUUUUCCAGAAGAGAAAGCAACAGAGAGAACUGGAUGGGAGUGAAUUCAAGAAAAGCAAAUUGCUUUCCACUCAAAUUCCUGAAAACUUGCCUGAUGCAGCAGAUGCCAGCCAAAGUGUCAAUUGUAGACACCAAGCUCAGGAACAAUUGGCCGCAAUGCAAACUGAACUUACUGAGAUGGUAAGCAAUGAUACAGAGGCCAACACGAUAUCAAAACUAAUCGAGAAUUCUAUAAGUGAUGAGUUUUGCAGUCCUAUUCAGGAUCAGAAGGCCAAUUUGAUAUGUGGUACCAAUGAUCGGGAAACUGUUUAUCAUCUAAUGUCAGAGAAAUUACUGGAUGACAAUGCAGUUUCUGAGAAUUUAGUUGAAGAAGACUUGGAAGUGAAUGAGACUAAGUUUUACCUUGAAUUGGAAAAUUUGAUUGUAAAGCCUUGAAGUUGGGGUGGGUAUUUAACAGAGCUAGUACAGCAUGUGGGUUGUAUUUGAUCAGUACAUUUCUAUGGUAAAAUCUUCUGUUUUUCUCCUACAUCAUUUGCAAUUAGUUGGGAUACAUGUUUAUGUUUGGCAUGUUUUUACCAUACAGGUAGCAGAGUUGUUUCUUGACUUCAUACACAGAGAACAAGUUGUGCAAACUCGCCCUUCCACUUGAGCUCCUAAGCCCACAUUGGAGAUGCCAGUGUUUGAUAAUGGUCAUAAAUUGUCUAUAUUUUCUGCUUCAUUUUCCCUUUUUUUUUCACCAAUGUUAAAUUCUCUGGAUUGUAAAAAUUGUCACACCAGUAAAUACCACAGUUUAGUUUUGCAUCAAAGGUUUUACAAUACCUCUGUAGUGACUCUGGAUCAAAUCAAACUUGUUAUGGUAUUGAUACGUUAUAUGAUAUAGUACCUUUGGUAUUAAAUUCA